This is a messenger RNA of Habropoda laboriosa, 788 nucleotides long. It is a transcript of the gene Trf, whose product is annotated as TATA-box-binding protein. Gene Ontology annotation, molecular function: DNA binding; RNA polymerase II general transcription initiation factor activity. The record is from RefSeq and is a predicted model, not a curated record. The transcript is spliced from 5 exons. Gene Ontology annotation, biological process: DNA-templated transcription initiation. The coding region runs from base 1 to 726 and encodes 241 amino acids. NCBI's taxonomy places the organism in Eukaryota, Metazoa, Arthropoda, Insecta, Hymenoptera, Apidae.
AUGACUGCGGUUGUACAAGAAGGCAACGAGUUAAAGAGGUUACUUAGUAACCCUGCAAAAAAUGCUGGUGAGGAUUGCUCGAUGGCUCCGCCGCAAUCGACUAAUGUUCCGCGGCCGAGCACAUCGCAAAAUCUUAAUCCACAGUCAAUGAUCAGUCCAAUGACCCCCAUUCAUAGUACAAAAGAAGUUAUAGAACCAUGUUUACAAAAUGUAGUUUCUACAGUUAAUUUAGGCACAGAAUUAACACUUAUGUAUAUUAAUACUAGAACAAGAAACUCAGAAUAUAACCCAGCAAGAUUUACAGGUCUAAUUAUGAGAAUUAGAAAUCCCAGAGCAACUGCAUUGAUUUUUCACUCAGGGAAGUUAGUUUGCACUGGAGCAAGAUGCGAAGAAGAUUCUUAUUUAGCCACAAGGAAAUUUGCAAGGAUCAUUCAGAAACUAGGAUUUCCAGUUAAAUUUUUUAAUUUUAAGAUACAAAAUAUAGUUGCCACUUGUGAUUUAAAAUUUCCAAUUAAAUUGGAAAACUUAAAUCAUAUACACGGACAAUUUUCUAGUUAUGAACCUGAGCUUUAUCCAGGUCUCAUAUAUAGAAUGGUGCAACCAAGAGUUGUAUUGCUUAUAUUUGUAAAUGGAAAAAUUGUUUUAACAGGAGCAAAGAAUCGAGGGGAACUGCAGGAUGCCCUGAAUAAUAUAUAUCCAAUAUUGAAAAGCUUCAGGAAGCAAUAACAGUAUUUUCUAUAUUUUAAGUUUCUCAACGAUAAUAUACAAUUUAUUUGAAGACAAUUAAA